AUGCCCGUUGAUAAAGACUGUAUCGACUCGAGGGAAUCGUUUCCCAGACACUGGACGACGGAUAGAGGUCUUGUCGAAGCCGAAUACAUAGUGCUUGUCAAAGCGCCGAAAACGUCGCUGUUAGAGAUACUCCAACGAAGUUUUGUUGACUGUUUUGAAUUCGUAAGCAUGUCAUGCCCACAACAGUCGCCGAAGAAGAAAAAGAAAAAAGAAGGCAACAGUGAUUCUGAAAACAGUGAUGAAGAAGAGAUCCCAACAACGUACGAGCUAUGGCAGGAUUUUUUGCAUAGCCUCACGCUUCAUGGAUUUCGUUUCAUAUUCGAGGAUGGCCCUAAAAUUCGCCGUCUCCUAUGGUUGGUGAUUUUGAUACUCGCCAUUUUCAUGUUGUUGCUACAGAGCAAGAAAAGUAUCCAGAAAUAUUUUGAUCGCCCGAUCACCACCACUGUGCAAGUUGAAUUUUUGGACGAGAUUAUUUUCCCCGCGGUUUCUAUAUGCAAUUUCAACUUAUUUCCUUAUUACCUUAUUAACGGCACAAUAGGAGAAAAGGUAAGUGAUUAUAAAUUGUAAAUCCACUUGUAUUAUUAAUAAUCUCCAACUGGAAUAGCAUGAUCCAGGGACCCCACACCUCGCCCUUCCCUGACCCAACAUUUGCGCGACUUCAGAAGCCAGUGUUAACGUUAGGCUAGGGGGAGGGGGAGGGGUAGGUAGGUAGUUUCCCAGAAUCGUACAUUCGCCACUUUAGAAAAGAGAGGGAACCUGGCCCUAGUUAACUCGCUAAGUCUUCUGGGGCUUUUAUUAGGAAGAGGGGAAAUGAUCAAUAGCUGACCGUCGUUUUUAAAGUAACGAUCCCAUGAAUCAGUUGCGGGAUGCAUUAUAGCCCCAGUUUACUUUUCGGUUCUAAAGUGGUGAAUUGAUCCGAAGUUUCAAGCAUAACGAGACAAGAACCUCCCCACCCCUACCCUAAUAAACCCUACAGUAGACUUUUUCUAUUCGGGCUGUGGCCCCUUAGAUCAGUAGAAGAAUUCCCUGCUUCAAACAUUGUCCAAAAUACAGUCGAACUUUCAUUAAGCGGCCACCCUCCUGAAUGAAAAACAUGUGCACGCUUAACAAUUAAAGUGGACGAACGCUUUCAAUUAGUUUCAUUUGCAGUGAUUCACCGACAAUUCUGUAUUGAAGCAGCUCUAGAUCCUGGAAACUGAGCACUAAAUAACGGUGGUGUCUUAAAAGAGACCACUUAUUUUAUGUCAAUUCUACGGUUCUAAAAGAAAGUCUAGAAACCUUUUCUACUGAUCGCUAGAUUCGAAGUCACUGCCCACUGGUAAGUUCCGUAUUGCCAAGGUACAUUUGUUAUGCUUGUUGAAAAAACAAAUUAUAAUAAUGUUUAGAUUUAUAUUUUUGCUUACUUUACUUCUCUUAUACUAUCCUUGCUUUGAACCAACUUGAUAUUGAAUAAGAUGCAAUGCGCAAACUCACAAAUUGGAUUAUUUUGCUCCAUUUCGCUAUUUAUCAGUAAUUUGAAGCAAUUUUAAUAAGGGGUGUCUACUAGACAGGGGGCUUUUAUUAGAGAGAAGUGUCUCAUACAAACGUUUGCGAAGAGGGGACGUUCAUUAGAUAAAAGGCGAUUAUUUGAGAGAGCGCGACUAUUUGAUCAUUUAUGGUAUAUAUGCACUUACGGCUGGCAAACCAUAGCCUGGUACCAGGCUCCGCAUUGUGGGAAAAAGGAAAAAAAAUCGCGUUGGCGAAAAAAAAAUCGGCGAGUGAAGCGAGCUGAGAAGUAGUCUGGGGAUAGGAAAGGGUGGCAGCGCUCCUACGCCCUUUCCCCCUCCCUUGGAUACCGCUCGAGUCGCUUGGCUCGCCAAUAUUUUUCCUAUUUGACCCCGUUUUUUGCCUUUUCCCCCCACUUCUGAGCCUAGUCCCAGGCUAGGCAAACUAGUAUAAAUGAAAAAAGAAUUAUACCAACUUUUGUGUUUUCGCUACAGGUCAUGUCAAUAUUAGCUCCUCAAAAGUACAUUGACAACAAAGAAGAGGUUCUCUUUGCGCGAUCUCCAAUCCCGAACUUCCUGAACUACCUUCGCCGUCGUCGCCGGGGAAAAGAAUCGACAAAACCUAUCGAUGAUGACGAUGUCGAUGUUCUUGAUGACGAUACAGCAUUUGGGAUCGAUGAUAGUUUUGACUUUGCGCAGUUUGUGAGAACUCAUGGCCAUCGUAUUGAUCACAUGAUUAAAAAGUGCAGAUGGAAAUCACAACCUUGCGGACCUGAGAAUUUUACUGCGGUUAUAACUGAGUUUGGUCUCUGCUACACAUUUAAUUCAGGUGAAUAUCAAACCUGAGGGAGGGGGGGGGAGCUCCUAAGAGACCUUAAAGUUGUUUUUAAAAGUUAUUUCUCCGAGAUCCCUCACGUUUGAAAUAGUAGAGCGUUUUCACUUACUUGGCCAUCAAAUAUGCUUAUCUUUUUCUUGGAACAAAAGAAAGUUUUUAUAUGAGAGAAGAAUUCAAUCCCCACAGGACUUUUUCGGUACACCAAUAUGGCCGCCAUGAGGUCAUAUGAAAACAAAUCUGUUAAGGUGGCUGAGCACAGUUCUGCGGGCGGUCAGCGGUAACUCGCGUUAUGGCUCGUGUUUUAAAUUAGACAAACAAACAUGCCGGCGCAAAAAAGCAAUGGUACACAGAUGACUAUUUCUCAAAAUCUACUCAUUAAAAUUUUGUGAUAUUUGGAAGAAUUUUUACUUUUAUCGUACUUCCAAUAAUAAGAAUUUUAAAAUGGAAGUUGAACAGACGAAUUUUGUGACACAUUCAAUAAUUACAGUACAAUCAUAUUAUUGAUUAUCUAAAAACCCGUCUUUUAAAAUUUGGUCAAAUAAGUUUCAAAUGGUGAUGAUUAAUUAUAGUAAGCUGUGUGAAAGUUUACUAUAGGAAAAUCUAAUGCGCAUAUUUUAUGUAAUCUGAGCAAAAGUGAAAUCUUAAGGUUGUAUUCAAUCGUUCAUGUUGCCAUGGAAACUACGAAAACGUCACAUUUUACCUGUCAGUCAAAAUUUUUCAUCAGUAUAUUUUUCACUUGCCAAGUUUCAGCUUGUGAGCUGCAACCUUUCUCUUGCCAUCAUUUGGCAAAUGACAUAUACUCACAAACUGCCAAAACUGUGUUAAGCUACCAUAACUGGAAGAAAUUAAUUGAACAACUCGCCCUGUAUAAGCCAUAUAAAACCCAAGGCAUUUAAAUGAGCAGUCAGUCACAAGAUCCAUCGACCUAUCUAUGAGACCCACGUCACCACAAAUUGCUGUGCAACUUUUGUAGACAAGACGUCCAAAGUUUUAUCCCAUCAUAUGACAUCCGAGUUUACGAAUCAAAUUCAACAAAUUACUCAAAAUAAAACUGCUCAGUUGAAUAUUAACUCGAGCUCAUCCAAGACUAAGCCUUUAAAAAAUAAUAUCAGGGGACAACAUUUUAAUCGAUAUCUGGCCGUGUGAGUUCUGAAAAAUAAACUGGUACUGUAUUACUAUUAUGCCAAGAUUUCCCAUAAUUUGGUAUCGAAGACCGCAGGGAUCUCGAGCCACCUAGCAUUUUGUUUGGUGAAUUUAACUAUGCAAUGUUGCGCAUUUUUUUUUUUCAAACACCAUGAUGUUCACCGGGCCCACAGGCAUGAAAGGACACCCGCUACUCAGAGUGCAACGAGCAGGAGUAGAUUAUGCGCUCAGAUUAUCUCUCAGCGUACAACAAGAUCAGUAUUACGGCUCACUAAGAGACUCGUCUGGCUUCAAGGUUAUGGUGCAUGAUCAGGAAGAACCGCCCCUGAUCAACGAGCUUGGUUUUGCAAUUCAGCCAGGGACGCACACGUUCUGCGGGCUUAGGAAGGAAGUGGUAUGUACAUGAAUAGUCAUCUAAACAGAUGUUAUUCACAAUACAAAAUCGCAAAACAAAAGUCUAACCGGGGGGGUUUGCAUUAGAAAUGAAAGGUUACCUAUUAGAGUUUUGUUGUUGUUGUUGUUGUUGUUGUUGUUUUUGUUGUUUUUCUUAUUUCUAAAGUGAUCAGAGAUAAGUAAAGAAUCGAAGCAAGCCAAGAUGAUUAUUGAAUAGACUGCUGAAGCUGGACCUUUAAAUGUAGCCCUAGUAACCUCAAAGUGUGGAUGGACGCCUGAAAGCCCCUGAUAGAUUCUAGACAACGGAUCUCAGACGUUGGACUGGACUGGGAAAUAUUAGGCAACAGAUUUUUAAUAGUCAUACUCUUCCUUUUAAACUUUUCGAGAUAACGCCGAUUUCUAUAUUCUCGAUGGGCUACCGUUCUUCAGGGUAAAAAUUAUUUUUCAAUUAAAUUAUUAUCCGAUUAAAUCCAAUAAAGAGGAACCUUCCUCUAUAAUACGGACACCAGUAUUCUAGACUACGAGCAGUCUCAAUUUUUUCUUGGUCCGUCGAGCAAAACGCCCAAGACACGCAAAUGACCACGCGCGUGACUGAAGGCACGAGACGGGAGAGGCACGAUAAAAGAGCUAUGCGGGCAGUCUCUCUUUUUUCUGCUCGGGCUGCCGCCCUCGUUUCUUGCGUCUCGCAGCUUCGCCGCUCAACGCUCGCACGCGCGUGCACGCCCCUUACUAAAUCUGAAGAAAAAGAGAGACUGCUAGCAGUCUACCUGUAUUGCGGACACUUCUCUUCGUCCCUUUGGUGUUUAUGUUAAGAAAGUAUAAUUUGACCAAACAUAAUAGCCGCCAUUGUUAAUUGCUUGUUUUUACGUUUAUCUCAUUGGUUUGUUUGUUUUUGUUCAGAUGCAUAACCUUCCAUCGCCAUUCAAGACUGCAUGCGAAGAUAAACACCUCGCUGGUUUUAAAAAGUACACCAAGUCCGCUUGCCUUCUGAAAUGCCGAGCAGAUUACGUUAUCAGUAUGUGUAAAUGUAGAUCUUACGACUUAGAGGGUGAGUCACUUUCGUCUAUUCAGAUCUUGAAAAUGUCGCUUCAUUCUUAUUUUAGCAAAAAAAAUUAUAAGUAAAGCUGUUUGACGUCUCGAUCUAACCAAAGAAUGACAAAAGCUUAACUGUCAAAGUCCGUUAAAAGAGUUGAGAUUUGAACUCAUUAGAUCACGGGCAUUCAUGUGUGUUUGAUUUCUAUAAAAACGUGCUAAUUAAUAGAACAGCUCAGUAGAGUCUAUAUGCACGUUUAUUUCUAGCUUGGUAUUCUAAGAAGUUACAAGACUCAAGAUAAUCCUGGGUGUAUGGCAAACGGCAUAAAAUGCUUUUCCCCAUAACAACAAACAUCUCUUUUGUUUUUUGCCAUACGGUAAAAUCAGGCCGUGUGCCCAUAAAAGCAACCGCGUUCCCAGGGAUUUAAAUGAUUUGUUCUCCAUGCCAGUGGAUUAGGGUAUAAGUCACCUGACCGCAUGCAUAGCAGUUCAGCUGUCCACACAAAACGAUAUUCUGAAAUCCUUUUAAAAUUUUACAGUUUGUUUUGUUCAUAAUUUAUGCACAAUACAGGCACGUGACUGAAGCACUAUGCAAGAACAAACGUAGCUACGUACCCUGUCGACAAAUUUCAGCCGCAAAACCAAAUUUUCAUUCGUGUUUCUUAUGCAUAUUACCAGCCAGGGGCGGUGCACAUGUUGAACAACUUGUCUAUUUAUAGGAUUCCAUGAUCGUUUCUAAGCUGUUUUGUGAAGAGUGUCUAUUUUCCCAUUUACCCACCCCGAAAUCAUUUUGCUUCCGGCCAAUAAUAAAUAAUCCGUGGUGUUCAUAAGUUUUGUGAAUAGACUAGUCUUAUCUUAUUCUCGGAGACCCGGGACCUCUCCUUGUGUCAGUCAAUCCGGAGGGGAGAAUAGCACGACGAAAGUUUACUAACCUGUGCGUAAAAUGUUUGGUCGUGCCAUAAAAUUGUUGACCAACUGUCACUCCAUGGAUCUCCCAGAAUACACUACCCAUAUUAACAGAAAGGCAGAGGAACGGAAACAAUUAAUGGUGCGGCCUGAGUGCUUUAUAGGAAAAUUUUGAUUUCAGUCUAUUAGUUUUUAUAUCAAUAGGUUUCUCCUUUCCCAUACACAUAAUAGGUGAAGCUCCUCCCUGUCUCCCUCAAGAAGUCAAAAAUUGUGUUUGGCCUGCCAUGGGUAAGUACUGGAUCAUGAAGUUUCACCUCUGAGUAUAACAGUACAGUUCCGCAGUUCUAAUACAAUAUGAAACUUGAAAAUUACAAUAAAAACAAUAGCUUGGAAAAUACACAUUUUAACGCCAAAGGAAUCUGAAUCCAUGAAUACCGCCAAUUCUUAGAACGGGGAAAACGACAACACAUGAAAAUCAAACGGAAUUGUGCCGGAUUAAUCAAAUAACUAGAUAUAAAUAAAUGCCUAAAAUAAAUGUAGUAAACAUGCAGAAUAUCCCCUGUAGACUUAGAACGUAAAUGCAGAAAGAUAACUUUGUCCUCUCUCUUCAACCAAACUUUAGAAAUAUUUCGUAACGAAAGCAACAAUUGCGAGUGUCCAGUGCCGUGUGAGAUAACCAAGUACCAGGUUCAGCUAAGCUAUGCCCAGACUCCUGCCAAACAUUUCUCGGAGGUUUUAGCGCGUAGAAAGCACGUUAGGAAAGACGUCAUGAGACAUUAUCUCAGGUGAGGAUAACUCCUGAAAGACGGAUUUGGUUUUUUUUUUUUGCUUUUCCAUCACUUGGACUGAGCACUUGAAAGAGUUGUGCGACUGUGAUGUAAUUUAGAAGGCAAGUGGGCGCAGUACACAAAUUUCAAGGAAGAACAAACUCUGAAGAAGAGAAAAAUGGAUUGUGCCCAGCGCUUUUGAAUACUUUUUAACUUUCAAAGUAAUGUUUAGCUCUUUCAAUUUAUCUCUAUUGUUUGUGACUCCAAUGAAUUGGUGUUUGAGAGACACAUUUGUUUGCCCAUUUAUUUUGCAAUUUACAAGCUAGUAUUUUUUUGCGCUAAUGUUGACGAGUUGCACUGUGAAGAAGGGCGAGUUAUAACGAGAGGAGAUUAUUACAAACAACAAAAUGAAAAAAUGUGGACAACCGCAAUCCUCUCAAAUUACUAAAACCGCCCCGCCUUAUUUGAAGCCUGGGAUUGCCAACAUUUAUACAAGAAUCAAGUUAGAAUAAUUUUAAAAAGGAUCCUUUGAGCUUUUAAGAAAUGAAGAGUGAGAGAAAUUAAAAAGAAAGAGCUUGAAUUGAGCCAAAUAGCACCAUUAUCAUCAACUGAUAGUUCGAGAUAGUCAUUUUCCUCUUCCGUCAAAGAUAUGCCUCAUCUAGUUUUUUUUUUAGUUUGCUGACAGCAAAAACGGCGUUUUUAUUCGUCCUCGAUCUAAUUGAGCAUCUUAACUAUUUGAAAUUUUCUCAUCAUCAUUUUGUCAAGAAUCUGCAAAUCUAACUUGCGAUCAGGCAUAAUGUUAGCAGAGAAUCUUACGGAAACGGCGAGACAAAUGAAAGAUUCUGACUGUUCGAGUAACUUGAACACUGUCAGAAGCGAAGAGGCGUUGCCUCUCUACUCUCACCUUCUCAGAGAGCACCCUCCAUUUAUUCAAUAUAUUCAAUUAUUUUUAAUAGGCCCUUUUCAGCAAGUCAAUUACGUGGUACAAAACUGCCAUAUUGGAGAACAAGUUAGACAUUAGGACAAGACAAGAAAAGACUUAACCAUAAAAGUGGUUAUUUUAAUUGUUUGUCUUCUCCAAGUGAUUUUCUUGCUCUCCAGCAUGGAGGUUUUGUACAACGUGUAUGGCAAGAUGAAAGGGCCCUUUAUUGGUCAAAUGAAAUUUUUAAAGACUAGUAAACUGUGUAGUUGUAUAUCAUUCAUCAGGGACAACUUUCUUGAGCUUGAUGUGUACUUCGAGGAGAUGCAAGUUACGUUGAUCACCCAGCGACAAGCAUAUGACCAGGAAAGCUUGUUUGGUAAGUAACAUAAACACUGAAAUGAUUGCUGCAUUAUAUGCUUUAGCUAAAAAUAACGAAGGUAGUUGAAGAUGCAUUGCCUCGUUAUUGAAUGUGUUACUGAAUUUGCAGUGAUUUACAAAGUUUCCAUAACUGGAGAGAAAACGAAAAAUUGUCUGAGAAUGAAAAUGUCCGACUAGAAUUUUCUUCAAAGAAAUUCGAGGCCAGGAAUUUGUUGAAUUCAAAUGCCAGCGUUCCUGAAAACGGUUGUUGUUUCAGUAAUUCAUAUUUGAUAACUAAUUAAUAAAUAAAACUUUAUUUAUCCUGCAGAAUGAAUCAACUAUACGGUAUUAAGAAUUAUUAAAAAGAUAUAAAUGCGCAACCAAUUAUAUUACUCCGAAAUACUAUAUUUUCCCGCUGGUACUUUUUUUUUUGUCCGUAAUAAUGGGAUGUUCAGCUCACAUAGCAGAUUAUGUUAUUAAACUGUUUGAGUGAGUUUCAUUCUUUUUUAAUCACAUUUGAUGAUGGUUUAGGCCUCUUGAGAAACUCGUGACCCUUGCAUGUCAAACGAAUUAUAGUGACCUUAUAAAGAAUCUCGUUAAAUCGUAUGUAAAUUAAUCUUCUUUGAUCCUCAUCUUUCGUCGUAGAAGUUUUGGGAAAGUUUGACAAGUGUUGCACAUCUCACUUCCGAAUUUGCAUCAGGGAGGUACUCCCUAUAAUAGUCUAUAGCGAAGGCUCCGCCCGAAAGGGGUACCUUUCUCAGGCUUCAGGUAUAUAGUGGAGGUGGCUAGUAGUUAAUAUAGACCGAGGCCGCGAAGCGGCGAGGUAAAUAACCACUAUUAGCCACCGACACUGAGGUGAAUAAUUGUUUUAGUAUAUACUAAAACAGUAAGAUAAUUGAGCAGAAAAAUGAUGAUUUUUAACUCAUUUACUGUUGCCAACGAUAACAAUUUUGGCGCGCGAUGACCGAACGGCCGUGGUCGUCGCUUUUUCUUGGGGACAAAGAAAAGUUUUGAAGGCGUUUGUUUAGCUCUUGCGGGGAAGUUUCUUCAAAAGGAGUUAUGAAUUCUUUUUGUAUUUAAAAUCAUUCUGUAAAAAAGAUUAUUACAUUUAGUUUUAAGCUUGUUUAUGAACGAGUCAACUAAAUGAAGUAACGCAAGACUUAAGCUUAAUUUGCAUUUGUAAACAAAAAACUUUUUCACCGGUUUUAUCGAUAAAUUCAAGUCAAAAAGACAAAGCUUUACCUGUUAAAACUUCCAAACCGAACUUCGUCACCUUCUUCAUGUAUUUUGGGUAUAGCUUGCUUGAUUAGUUGUGAAAUUUCUUAGUUUGUUACGGCAGCAAACCGGGAAGGCAUUUUGCUCGCAACUUACGUAAGUUUGGCGUCGCUCGCUCGGAGGAACUGGAGGUGAAUCAGUGAAUAGUGCAGGAUAUUCACUGAUUAAGUAGCCAAUCAGAGCGCGCGAAAAACACUAUCCACUGUUUUAGUAUAUACUAAGAAGGGAUAGGGGUUUCACUGGGUGACGUUUAUGAAAGUGUGAGAAAUUUUGCCAUUUUGGUCUGUAAAAAGGCCCAAAAGAGCUAACAGGUACAUUUUAUGGCUGUAAAAAAGUCCAAAAAGCUUUCUGGUUUUAUCGUUUUUUCACAUUUUAAAGGCAGUGCAUUAACAGCAGUUUUAAGGGAUACGAAGUCCUGAACUAAGUAUGUGAAAAGGUGCCAAUUGACGAUAGAAGGUAUACGAAAGGCGUACCUUAUCGGCUUGAAAUGGCAUACUUUAAAAGGGUAAGAGCUUGAACCUCGGGGCGGAGCCUCCCCUAAAAAGCUUUGUUGAGUAGCCCCCACGGGAACAAAAUUUUUUUUUUGUUAUCUUGCUAGGUGACAUUGGAGGUCAAGUUGGAUUAUUUCUUGGAGCUAGCAUCCUUACAGUGCUAGAGUUCUGUGAUUUACUCGCAAGAAUAAUCGUCAAUAAGAUAAAACAAAGGAAACGUCGGCGAACUAGAACUGUCUAA
Porites lobata is the source of this 9846-nucleotide messenger RNA. The record is from the annotation of a GenBank genome assembly. NCBI's taxonomy places the organism in Eukaryota, Metazoa, Cnidaria, Anthozoa, Scleractinia, Poritidae.